CGUUGAUCAACUUUUCUGCACGAUCUACCGAUGGGUCAAUACAAGAAGGAAAAGUCUCGAGUGUCUCGAGAAAAGCAAGGUGGCGAUGAUCGUGCUGGCAAUGUUCGAGUGAAGGGAGAGAAUUUCUACAGAGAUGCCAAGAAAGUCAAGUUUGUGAAGAUGCUGAAAGGUGGCAAGGCCAUCCGUAAUGCUCAAGGUCAAAUCAUCAAAGCUGCCGAUUUUCAAAGCACCGAUGCCCCCACUGCUCGCAUUGCUCCCAACAGAAAAUGGUUCGGUAACACUCGAGUCAUUGGCCAGAAAGCAUUGGAAGAUUUCCGUGAAUCGCUCGGCGCUAAAGUCCAUGAUCCUUAUCAAGUCUUGCUGAAGCAAAACAAAUUGCCCAUGUCUUUAUUGCAAGAUCCUACCAAGCAAGGCCGCAUGCAUAUUCUGGAAACCGAUUCCUUCGCCAACACAUUCGGUGCUAAAGCCCAGCGAAAACGCCCGAAACUGAAUAUUGGAUGUUUGGAAGAAAUGGUCACCAAAGUGGAUGACAAACAUGAAAAUUAUCAAGCAAGCAAGGACAGCAGCUUAUUGGCGAAUAAGGAGACCGAUUUCGUAGAUGAGGCACGAGCAUGGUAUCUGCAGGCUGGUCAAUCAAAACGUAUCUGGAACGAAUUAUACAAAGUCAUCGAUUCCUCGGAUAUUAUUAUUCACGUCCUUGAUGCUCGCGAUCCUAUCGGUACUCGCUGUCGCAACGUUGAAAAUUAUAUCCGCAAAGAGAAGCCUCACAAACACUUGUUAUUUGUUCUUAACAAGUGUGAUCUUGUGCCAACUUGGGUUACUGCGAGAUGGGUGGCUACAUUGUCAAAGGAUUGCCCUACACUUGCAUUCCACGCUUCGAUCAAUAACUCGUUUGGCAAAGGUUCCCUUAUCCAGCUUUUGCGCCAAUUCUCGUCAUUGCACAGUGACAAGAAGCAAAUUUCCGUCGGUUUCAUUGGUUACCCUAAUACUGGCAAAUCUUCAAUCAUCAAUACAUUGAAGGCCAAGAAAGUAUGCAACGUCGCUCCUAUUCCUGGUGAAACCAAAGUCUGGCAAUACAUUACUUUGAUGAAGCGUAUCUAUCUCAUUGAUUGUCCCGGUGUCGUACCUCCCAAUGUGGAUGACAACGAAACCGAUAUUAUCUUGAAGGGUUCCGUACGUGUAGAGAAUAUUCCCAAUCCCGAAGACACCAUCCCUACCAUUAUGGAGCGAGUACGCAGAGAAUAUUUGAAACGUACCUACGGUUUGCAUGACUGGAAAGAUUCCACCGAUUUCUUGGAACAACUUGCUCGUAAAACUGGCAAAUUGGUCAAACGUGGCGAGCCUGAUCUUCACAACGUGUCAGUGAUGGUCCUCAAUGACUGGCUUCGUGGAAGAAUCCCUUACUAUGUACCUCCACCAGAAGCCGUUGGUCCCAAACCUGACAGCGAAGAAGAUCGAAAGAUUGGUGUCGAACAGCUGUUUGGCAAAAUUGCUGUCACUGCUGAUUUCUUGGAGGAUGAUCUUGCCAACAACGCUGAAUUGCUCGCCGAAGAACGUGAGAAGGUGGCAUCCAUGAAGAAAAAGCAGAAAGAAACUGCUACUGGAGCCAGUGACAGCAAGACUUCUAAGGUUUCCAAGACAGAGAAAGUCACUGAUUGGGACGAAAUCUUUGAAAGCGUCGUAGGCGAAGAAGGUCCUACUGUUCAGGCUCCUGUGAUUGAAGGAGAAGAUGAAGAAGCCGAAAAUGCAGAGGUCGACAGCGAGCUGGAAAUGAGCGAUAUGGAAAAUGAAGCAUCAGAGGAUGAGGAAGAAGAAGAGGAGGAGGAAGAGCAAGACGAAGAUGAAGAAGCAUCUCCACGAAAGAAGAGCAAAUCCGUUGUCGAAAACGGUUUCGUCGUUGAGGAUGCUGCUCCUCCGAGCAAGAAGAAGAAGAUUGGUGUACAUUAUUACGAAACGGCCAACGUGAAGAAUAAGAACCGAAACAAGGUGAAGCCAGACGACGCGGCAAAGAAGGUUUUAGGAAGUCGAUUAAAGGGAUCAAAGAUUGCCGCCGGCAAGCGCAAAAGACAUUAAGAAGUGUUUCUUUUCUCCCGUACUUUUAUUCAUUCAAUUACUAUAAAUCCAUUGUCUCAUCAUUUGUUCCCUUAGAGUUUUUUUUUUCUGCAGUUAUCUAAAAUGUUCAUCA
Molecule: messenger RNA, 2185 nt
Organism: Radiomyces spectabilis
Lineage: Eukaryota; Fungi; Mucoromycota; Mucoromycetes; Mucorales; Radiomycetaceae
Product: NUC091 domain-containing protein
Exons: 4
Coding region: 31-2073 (680 amino acids)
Cellular component (GO): nucleolus
Molecular function (GO): GTP binding
Source: RefSeq, a predicted model, not a curated record